Molecule: messenger RNA, 575 nt
Organism: Uranotaenia lowii
Lineage: Eukaryota; Metazoa; Arthropoda; Insecta; Diptera; Culicidae
Gene: Lamtor3
Product: ragulator complex protein LAMTOR3 homolog
Exons: 2
Coding region: 141-515 (124 amino acids)
Biological process (GO): cellular response to amino acid stimulus; positive regulation of TOR signaling
Cellular component (GO): Ragulator complex
Source: RefSeq, a predicted model, not a curated record
UUCCGAGCGUGAAGUUGAUUGUUUAUAUUUUUUGUCGAUAUCAAAACUUUAAAGAGCUGUAUCCUUUAUUCCAUUAUUUUUUCAUUUUUAAUAGAAAAAUCAUCUUCCAUUCUCAGUCAAAUCGUUUCCCAGCUUCCAGGAUGACUGAUGACGUAAAAAAGUUUUUCCACAAUAUGUUACAGAGAGUCUCUGGAUUACGAUGCGUUAUGGUUACAGAUCGCGAUGGUGUUCCGCUCAUAAAUUUGGAAAAGGAAAAAUCCACCGAAAUUAUCAUGAAGCCCGCAUUCCUAUCCACCUUUACGCUAGCGGCUGAACAGUCCAACAAACUGGGCCUGGGUAAAAAUAGAAAUAUAAUCUCAGUUUAUGCCGAUUACCAGGUAGUCCAGAUGAAUAAAAUCCCCUUAGUGGUGACCUUCAUAGGGGCUGAAAAUUGCAACAUAGGCCAUAUUCUAUCAUUGGAUCAACAAAUCGAUACUAUGCUAGAAGAAUUAAAAACAGCUGUUACAGAUUCAUAAAAAUCUAUGGAUAUGCAAAACUUGUUUCUGUUGGUUCAUUACAUUUUAUUUUAAAAAUAC